Molecule: messenger RNA, 576 nt
Organism: Symbiodinium pilosum
Lineage: Eukaryota; Dinophyceae; Suessiales; Symbiodiniaceae
Source: the annotation of a GenBank genome assembly
GUCUGCUUGCCGUGCGGGCACCGGGAAUGGCACCAUCACUGCAUCUACAGCUGGCUGGAGAGGCAGUCGUCCUGCCCACUGUGCCGCGCCAGUGCCAGCCCGUGCCAAGAGGGCUUCGAGGGGGCUCUGCAUGCAUUGGCUGGGCAUAGCCCUGCAGCGCACGACUGCGAGCGGGUGCUGAGGCUGCUGUCCCUGCCCGAGGCGCAACUUCUCGCAGACCAUGAAAUCUUGGAGGCAGAGUUGAGCCUCCUGGAGACCGAACUUGAGGAGCUGCAGGAGGCGCAGCAUGCGAUGGAGCUGGAACUUGAGGAGCUUAGCUGUGAACCUGUGGACAAGAGCCCGGAUGUUGAGGCCCAGGAGCUUCUGGACCGCUUUGCAGCUGCGGCUUUACGGACGAACCUCAGAGCUUCAGAGCUUUUCCUGGCCCUGAGCCCUGAGGGCGCCCCCCUGGCCUUGGAGGCGGCGCAGCCUGUGCUGAGCGCCUUCGGCGGGGUGUCUGAGCUGGGUGUCGAUCUGGCGUGCCAGAGGUUGGACGUAAACCAAAGCGGCUGGAUCGAAGAAGAGGACUUAGAGGAG